Molecule: messenger RNA, 756 nt
Organism: Microstroma glucosiphilum
Lineage: Eukaryota; Fungi; Basidiomycota; Exobasidiomycetes; Microstromatales; Microstromataceae
Exons: 2
Coding region: 60-503 (147 amino acids)
Source: RefSeq, a predicted model, not a curated record
CUCUCACCCUCCUCACCUACCCGUCCACUUUGCGAGUCUUAUCGAGGCAAAGCGUCAAGAUGACCAGCCCCGCUCAGCACAUCGACGUCAAGCCCGAGAUCGGAACGCAGACUGAGCACUCGCUGCCUUCCGACGCAACGCCAAAGAUAGACGGUGAAACCUCACAGGCUCGACGUCAAGAGAAGGCUGCUCUCCGCGAGCUCAAGCGCUUGCGAAAGCAGAACAAGGUUUGGCGAAAGGAAAACAAGGCCCUCAAAGACGAGCUGGCCGCCCAAAAAGCCGAAGUAGUCUAUUACAGUGGAGAGGUUGACCACUAUCGCGGGCUUCACACUGAUGCUCGCCUCAAGCUUCGACUCAUGGCGUAUUAUAAGACUGAAGCUGCCAGGAAGAGCACCAUGCUUCGUGAUAUCAAGAAAUUCAUCUACAAGACUCUGGACGUGUCUGAAGUGGAUCUGCAAGUAGCCGAGAGUAUGAGCGACGAUGAUAGCAUCUGUAAUUACUGAGCCACAGAUCAGCUGAGCGCACAGAACGUCAACGGACAGCUGAUUUCGCUUGCACACCUCUACCAGCCGCUUUGUUCCUCCAGCGCGAUGAUGACCCCGCACAGGAAUGAGCGCAGCCCUUGCUACUGCUCGACAGCAGCCAGUGUAAGCCCUUCGAGAGUUGAGCCUCCGUGUGUCUUACCUUUGCCUCACGCUGCGCUCUAUUGGCAUCCACUGAGGCAGCCCUGUGGAUUAUUUAGCAAGCCCUUUGCAA